AAUAAUGAAACUCCAUGUUAUAGAUUAUCCAAAAAUGGCUGCUCAGAAUGCAUGCUUUUCAUGCACUGAAGUUAAUUUUAUGCAGGCAGAGUACAUGAUAGAUGUUUUGAGAGAGAAGGCUGUGUUCAGAAUAGAGUUUUGGCCAGCAUGCCUUCUAUAUUAGAAAAAAGGAUGGCAUUUGGAGAAAUAUAUUCAGUAUUUCAGUAGAAGAUCUUCUUGCUGUAUUGGGACAAAUUUGUAAACAAGGAAAAUGAUGGGGAAAAAAAUAAGGAAAAAAAUCCAAAUGAGGAAGCAAUCUAGUUUGUUCAUUUUGCUUCUUUGGAGAUAUAUUCUAGUAAAUGAAAUAUAUGUUACUUAAUGAAACUGCAUUUAAUAAGAGGCCUCAGAUGAACAUCUGAAAGCCUAAUUGUCAUUUUUCUAGUGCAGUAUAAUACUGCUUACUUCUUUAUCACUCUCAUAGAUAAAAGAAUAAUACUUGAAUUGGUUUUAAAAUCAAGGUAUUUGUUUCAGAGAAAUGCCAGCUUUAUCAGUGACAUUACAUUUAUCCUUUGCACAGCUGCUUUCUGUUACAAUACAAUUACCACACUAUGAGGGCCUUGUGAAUAAAAUCAGAGCAACAUUGUAAUUGACUUGCAUUCCUUCUCUGUAUCUUGUUUUAUCUUGUUAUCUGUAUCAUGUUUUCUUGUUUGAAAAAAAAAAAUACUAUAGCAAUGGUGGUGUUUUGUGCUGAAAAAAUACUGAAGCGAGGGUGUAGGAGAUCCUUACCUGAGAAGGUUGUGUCUCUUGCUUGGUUUAUUCCAGUUUAGGACCCCUGUUUCUAUGGGCUUCUUGUUUAUCUGUGACAUUUUUUCCUUCUGAGAAUGUAAUCACUCUUAAGUAAGAAAAAUGGUGUUAUAAAAGCCCUCUGAAGGUCCAUGCAAAUACAGUCAUAAAAAUCUCAUCUAAAGAUACUUUAGUUGUCCUUCAUGAUAGCUCUAUCUUGAAAUAAUUCAAAUACAUAAGCAAAUAGUAGACACUUUAAAUAACAUUUCUGAAAAUUGAAAUGUACCUGCAUUUUUAAAAUAUUUCCUAGUUGGUCCCUGAACCUUGAUGGUAUUUAGCCUAGAACUGGCCUUGAAGUACUUGAACAUUUCUCUUGGACAGCUGUUCUUUGAAGGUUCCCACAGAGCUGAGGAUUCUUCAGCAUAUCUUCUUUUUCUUUCUCUGUUUUUUCCACUUCUGUAUCUACUGUGUCUGUUCAAGACUUGUCUACACAAGAUACCAGGGAAAAUUGAUGCAAAUCAACUAAAUGCAGGAAUUUAAAGAGGGCAGCUUAAGUGCCACCAAGUCCCUGUGUGCACUAUCCCAUUCAUAAUUAAAGUGGUCUCCAGUGAAUUCAGUUUAACUCACUUUGAAGGCAAGAUGUACCAAACCAAAUUAAGGCCAGCAUUUAAUUCACAAAUGAAAGUGUUUUCAAAGGAAUUUAAUGGAUACAGACAAAUCCAAUUAAAUUAAUUGGGUUAAUUUUCCUGAGUUCCAUUGUGUAGAUAAAACCUUAGUAAUAAUGUCUGAUGUGAGCUUUUACUUUUUGUCUUUUUUGUUCUUCUCAUUUUAUUCCAAAACUCUGAUAUUUUAGACUUGUGAAGGUAGAUAGCCCUCACCAAAUACUGUCUUGUAAUUUUACUGUGUUUUGAGAGUUCACAUUUUAACAUCUAAAUGUCCCACUUUGCCAUCAGGUCUAGUUCACAGUAACCUUUUCUUUAGGUAAUUACCAUCGAUUUGGCUUCUUCAACUAAUGCCUUUUAAUCCAGUUAGCAGAAAAAAUACCAUCUCCACUUUCUUAAGUAGCCUGCAUUAACUACCACUUCCCUUAAAGCUGCUGUUCUCCUAAACAAAUCUUCUCUGCUGGAUUUGAUUGUUUAAUUAUAGAUUUCUGCUUAAUAGUUUAACCUAAUAAAGGGUGCUUUAAUUUCAUUAUACUGUUAAGAUGGUAGAAUGAUGGCAUUUCCCAUCAAUUGUGGCCCGCCAGAAAGAAUAUCUUUCAAAAUCUCAAACUGUGCACUAAGAGGGUCUUUCUGCCUUCCCAGGUAGUCCAAGCAGCAGGAACAUUGCACCUGGAGUUGGCUGCACCUUUGUGCAUUGCCAGAGCAGCUGGGAGCCCUGAGCCCUGUCACACUGCAGGGACAUUAAAAUAGCCUGGGGGAGCUGGUUUAAUGCUGGGUGUCUCUCCACAGCACCAAGACUGUGUAUCUUAGUUGAUGGUGCUUCUUUCAUCCUUUCUUUGAAAAUUAGGAAAGUGAAAGAUCUCUAAGUUGCAGCUUAGUCAUUCUGUGUUCCUGAGGCUUUGUCCAGUGGCUGCUGUUUUCUCUCUGUUCCUCACUUUGGUUUUGUCACCUGUGUCUGGUCUGGAUGCAUGGGAUGGGAUUUGUUUUAACAUGGUUGCUUUUGCUUCAUUAGUUAGCCCUGUACAUCUCUUUAAACUUCUUUAGAGAAAAAACCCUUCAUAUCAUUUAACUGGGUGAAGCUGUUUGCUUUUGAAGAAGUUAAAUUUAGAUUCAGGUGAAGACUGUUCACUUCCAAGUAUGGCUCAGCUUUGAGAGAGGUACUUGAAGGAGAAGAAAAGAUCAAAUAUAACUGAGAUUGUACUAAAUUGAUUUUAAGUCCUAUUAGCUCAUCUUAACAUUUCAAAUUAAUCAGUAUUUCCUCUUUAAAUACUUUAAAAAGUGUUUUUCUUAUAAAACAAAUUAUCCUAUUUUACUGCCUCUUGUAUUUGCGCUGUAUAAAUAAGACAUUUUUUAGGGAAGAAGUUUGGCCAGAAAAUGAGUGAAAACCUGUGUUUUGAUGGCCAAGAUGUGUCAAUAUCCAUUCAGUUCCAGUUGACAUUUGUGUGUCGUGUGUGACGCAUUUGAAAUGAAAACUGCAGGUGUCUGUGUGUGUGUCUGUAGUGUUACCCAUGGGAGGAGUGGUGUGAGGUGAAUGAUUGUGUUAGAUCUGCUCCAUAUUUGAAGUGUAAGUUGUGUUAAUGCUUUGACAAGCCAUUGAGAGCAAAGGUGGUGCUGGUGGUUCCUUAAGUGAGGAGAGACCAAAUCCAUCUGGGGAGAAGUGGGUCUGUGCCACCUGCCUUCUGAGUCACUGCCUCCUUUAGAAUUUAUAAGUUAUUUUCUUUUUUGCUUACUUUUUACACUUCCAUCUCGGUGAGUUUUCACAGCUGAUAGUAGUUUUCUGGCAAAGAUAAUAUUUUAAGACUUCUUCUGUUGGGUUUUUGUUCUUGUUUUGUUUGGUUUUUUUAAUCUAAAUUUUAGAGGGCUGAGCAAAUGACUUCCAUGGGGAAGAAACCAGUGUUAGUUCAAAUGCAUGCAGAGAGGAUCCUGCCAACUCUGCUCUCUGCUUCCGGAGUGUAGAUGCUAGGUGGUAAUUUUGAGGUGAUGGUGACAUCAUAAAUGCAGAGAUUGGUGUUAUUCUUUGCUCUGAGAAGGAUAUCUUUUUUUACUGUCGAAAAUACUGAAGUAAUGCUGAUUCUGAGACAACUCAUGAAUUGGCUUCUCCAAGCUGAUAUACUUCAGCUCCCCAAACUUAUGAGCACUCCAGCCCCCACACAGUGACUGUACUUGAGGGCCCAGCUGGUGCGUUUUAAAUUAACACUCAUUAUACUACUGAGUCACUUCUGGUGGUGGUCUGAAAUGCACCAAUGCUUUGUAUCAUCUCUGGCAGGUUCCUUUAGUUUGAUCCAUAUGUUUCCAUCCUGCUGGCUAAGAUUAAUUCUUUCUUGUAGUCACUAAAGAAAUUAGUUGUGUUCAGUUUCUGGUGAUCUUUUUUGUACAGAUUAGUGCUGUUGAGUACAGUGUGUCUAAGUAUGAGUGUUUGUUAAAAAUAAAAGUAGCAUUUUUGUCCUCUAUUUGCAUUGGAACAGAUUCAGUUGAGACAGAGCUUAGAUGUCAAAUUUGACCAUAAUCCAUUAAGGUAGUUCUCUUUCCAAAGUAUCUGCACUCCUUUUUAACUAAUCUCCUCAAUAUUUCCGGCUUUCCUUCUGUUACUACACUUUCAUUAGGAUUACCUUAUAGAAGUGUUUCCCUGGCACAGAGGUGAUCCACUGCAGUUUGUGGUCCCUCACUGGACUCACUCCAGUAUGUCCAUGUCAUUCUUGUGUUGCAGAUCCAGAAAUGGACAUAAUAUUCCUGAUGAGUCUUGCCAGGACUAAAUAGAGAGGAAAAGAUCACUUCCCCUGCUAUCCUCAUGUGGCCCAAACAUAAUGAUAGACUUGCAUAAAUAGUACAAAAGAUGUGAAAUGUGCCAGUGGUACAGUGUAGAGGCCAAAAGAGUGUGAAGUGGGUAGAGUUAGCUGCAGUGUAAUCUACCUUUGUCCUGAAAAACAUGGAAUUGGUAUCCAGGAGCACAGGUUUGAUGAGGAGCUGUGAGGGAGCUUGAGUUGUUUAGCCUGGAGAAAAAGGGGCACCUUGUUGUUCUGGCCUGAAAGAAGGUUGUGGAGAGAUGGGUGUCACUCUCUUCUCCCAGGUAACAGUGACAGGAUAAGAGCACAUGGCUUUAAGGUGCCCCAGGGGAGGUUUUGGUUGGACAUCAGGAGGAAUUUCUUGAUGAAAAUUGGAAUGGGCUGCUGAGGGAGGUGGUGGAAUCACAGUCCCUGGAGGUGUUUAAGGAAAGACUGGACAUGUUGCUUACUGCCAUGGUCUAGUUGAUAAAGUAGUGUCAGGUCAUGGGCUGGAUUUGAUCAUCUCAGAGGUCUUUUCAAGCCUCAUUGAUUCUCUGAUCUUAAAGGUAUCUUCCAGCUGUAACAAUUCUGAUGCUGUGAUUUUAUAUCCCACAAAUGUUUAGUUGGACUGAGUUGGGUUUAGUGGCCAGUCCCCAUGGAUGAGGCUGAGAAGGACCCCACCCUCCUGAGGCAGAAGUUUAUUUCCCUGUAGCUGUGGUGCAAGCAAGAGCCAACCAACAUCAUCUGCUGCCAAUAGAAAAUCUCCAUGCCAGACCUUACCCUUGGCACGAGGUAAAGUUGCAACUGAGGCUGUGAGGAGGAAUCAAUAGGAAAAAUCCAAUUCAUGCUCAAAGAUGGAGACCUUUUAGCCAGCCAGUGAGUCCAACUGCUGCUGCAUGUCUGGCAGCACCUCUGAAUGAUCACAUGACUCUUGAUAUGGAUGCAGUCCUGUCAGACUUUGUUCGGUCCACAGGGGCAGAACCAGGUCUGGCAAGAGACUUACUAGAAGGCAAGAACUGGGACCUGACAGCAGCUUUGAAUGACUAUGAGCAGCUGCGGCAGGUGCACACGGCCAACCUGCCCCAGGUGUUCAACGAGGGCAGGUUUUACAAGCAGCAGGAGCCAGAGCAGCCUCCCCAGGUGACCAAGGCUGAGAGGCCCUGCCUGCAAAGGCAGGAUGACAUUGCCCAAGAAAAGCGUCUCUCCAGAGGGAUUUCCCAUGCCAGCUCAGCCAUAGUCUCCCUUGCUCGCUCACAUGUAGCCAAUGACUGCAGCAAUGAGCAGUUCCCUUUGGAGAUGCCCAUCUACACAUUCCAGCUGCCAGACCUGAGCGUGUACAGCGAGGACUUCAGGAGCUUCAUCGAGCGGGACCUGAUUGAGCAGGCCACCAUGGUGGCAUUGGAGCAAGCAGGACGCCUCAAUUGGUGGUCCACGGUGUGCACCAGCUGCAAGCGCCUGCUGCCCCUGGCCACAACGGGUGAUGGAAACUGCCUCCUGCAUGCUGCCUCUCUGGGGAUGUGGGGAUUUCACGACCGGGACCUUGUGUUACGGAAAGCCCUCUAUACUAUGAUGAGAAGUGGAGCUGAAAGGGAAGCACUGAAAAGAAGAUGGAGAUGGCAACAGACUCAGCAGAAUAAAGAGUCAGGUUUGGUAUACACGGAGGAGGAGUGGGAGCGCGAGUGGAACGAGCUGCUCAAGCUGGCGUCGAGCGAGCCGCGCACGCACUUCAGCAAGAACGGGGGCACUGGAGGGGGGGUGGACAAUGCAGAAGAUCCAGUUUAUGAAAGCUUGGAAGAAUUCCACGUUUUUGUCUUAGCCCACAUCUUGAGAAGACCGAUUGUUGUAGUAGCAGACACAAUGUUACGAGACUCAGGGGGAGAAGCGUUUGCACCGAUACCAUUUGGAGGAAUUUAUUUGCCACUUGAAGUUCUGCCAAACAGAUGCCAUUGCUCACCUCUUGUGCUGGCCUAUGACCAGGCCCAUUUCUCUGCUCUUGUCUCCAUGGAACAAAAAGACCAACAGAGAGAACAAGCGGUGAUCCCCCUGACUGACUCUGAACACAAGUUACUGCCUUUGCACUUUGCGGUCGAUCCUGGGAAAGACUGGGAGUGGGGAAAAGAUGACAAUGAUAACACCAGACUGGCCAAUUUGAUUCUGUCCCUUGAAGCAAAGCUUAAUCUUCUGCACAGCUACAUGAAUGUAACCUGGAUCCGCAUCCCCUCUGAGACACGGCAGGCCCCUUUGGCUCAACCAGAAUCCCCUACAGCUUCCGCUGGAGAAGACGUGCAGUCUCUGGCUGACUCCAUGGACUCAGACAGAGAUUCCAUCUGUAGUAAUUCCAAUGGCAAUAAUGGCAAAAACGGUAAAGAAAAAGAAAAGGACAAACAAAGGAAAGAUAAAGACAAAACCAGGACGGAUUCAGUUGCCAAUAAAAUAGGAAGCCUCAGUAAAACCCUGGGAAUUAAACUGAAAAAGAACAUGGGUGGUCUUGGAGGUCUGGUGCACGGGAAGAUGAGCAGAGCUAAUUCAGGGAAUGGAAAAAAUGGUGACACAGUAGAGAAGGUCAAAGAGAAGAAGUCCAAGUCUCGCAAAGGGAGCAAAGAGGAAUCUGGACAGUCUGCGAGCACGUCUCCGUCUGAAAAGACCACUCCCUCUCCGACUGACAGAGCCAGCAGCUCCCCCACUGAAAAGGUGAACACUAAACCCUUCUCUGACAAGCAGUCUGACCCAUGGAAGUACAGCACAGACGUGAAACUCAGCCUAAAUAUUUUGAGAGCUGCCAUGCAGGGUGAACGAAAGUUUAUUUUUGCUGGCCUUCUUUUGACCAGUCACAGGCAUCAGUUCCACGAGGAGAUGAUCGGCUAUUACCUGACCAGUGCCCAGGAGCGCUUCAAUGCCGAACAGGAACAGAAAAGAAAGGAAGCUGAGAAGAAGGCUGCGCUGAAUGGCUCCUCCAGUAGGAAACUGGAGACAGAGGCAUUUUCAAAAGAAAAAUUAGAACCAUCUCCUCAGGAUAGGGCAUCACCCGUCUUACCUCAAAGCCAUACAACCCAACUGGUUUUAAAAUUUAAAGACCGCACUAGUCCCACCCCCGGGUCCUUUUCUUCACCCAGCAACGGCGCCAAGAAGAGCGGCCCCAUCCCGGUGUCUGCCCACUAUAGCCAUACCCCCCCCGUUCAAAGGCAAAGUGUCAUCCAUUUGCAUGACGUCAACUCCAAGCCAUCGAGCUUCCAGGAUGAUACCUACAAGCCAGUGGUUGGCACCCUGAAAACCUGUGCCACGUACCCGCAGCAGAACAGGUCGCUGUCCUCGCAGAGCUACAGCCCCGCGCGGCUGCCCGGGAUGCGCACGGUGAACACGGUGGAGUCGCUGAGCUACGCCAGGCCGGCCGAACACAAGUCCCAGACCUACACAAACGGCUUCAACACCGGGGACAUCAGAGACUGCUUGGAGUACGCUGACGAGGACGCUCCUCAGAGCUGGCUGAACAACGACAAAAACCAAGGCAGAAGCACAGUUUGCCCAAUAUAUUCCAUCCAGCAGAACCGCUGUAAGAAGGAGAACUGUUCCUUUUAUGGUCGUCCUGAGACUGAAAAUUACUGUUCCUACUGCUACAAAGAGGAGUUAAAGCGCAGGGAGAGGGACAGCAAGGGACACAGGCAUUGAGGAUUCUUCCAUGACUACUUAGUUUUACCAUUUUCUUACUUACAAAGUAAACAGUGUUGGAUUGCAGUAAAAGGAAUCCUUAAGGAAUAAAGGAUUGAUGAGUAAAUAGUGUCUAGCUCUUCGCUUUUCUGGGGCAAUGAGGAAAUAAUAGGAAUAAUUUAUCAUAAAAAGAUAUUAUUUUCCAUUUUGUCAGUGUCUUUUUUACAUGUGCUGGUAAGCUGAAGGGUUGUUUACUCCUUUGUCAGUGCUGUGUAUAUGUUUGGUCAAAAAUUUACUAAUGGUGCCUGAAUUUACACUGACAUCACUCAGGUAGUAGAAUGAUAGGGGAACGUCAUACUAGUGAAGAUGUGGUGUUGUAGUAGGGUAGUAUCUGCCUUGCAGACAUUUGAAAUGAUAUAGCUAUAGAGUAUUUUUUCCUCAGUAAAACCUAAAUUUUUCAUAGCCUUUUUUUUCAAGAGGGUAGUGAUUUUGCAUACUGCACAUUUUUAACAUGGCAGCAUAUUGCGUUGCUACUAACGUUUGUAUAUUUCAGUCUGAAAUGGAAUGAUUCUGGAAAAAUGAGAGUGAAAGGUCUGAAUUCAUGAGGGCUGUUGGUCAUUUUAAUUUUAAGUUCUUGCCAAUUAUUUCUAAAUUUUCAUUGAAAAAAAAGUAGAUUUGAGCCACUUUUAUUUGCACUGAGUUUUUAAAGAGGUUUUAUAAGAAAUUUCAAUAUGACUUCAUGUCCCCAAGUCCCCUCACCAGUAUAGUUUUGCACAGCUGAAUUUCAGAAGUAUUUUAGUUGAUGUUAAAAUGCAGAGAAAUAUUACAAUAAAAUUAAAAUAUUUAAAAAAUUACUAGAUAUGAAGAAUUUGAUGACCAGCUAGGAAAUUUAGGAUCAUUUUAGACUCAAACUGCUCGCCAAAACCAAUGUAAUGCAUCAUUUUAUUGCCUUAGCUAGUCACUAACCUAAUCGUUAUUUACUUACUCCUUCUGAACAUUAUUGAGUGAUAAUUAUUGCAAAUGUAACUACUUGAGCCUUUCUUGAAGACUGUUGGCUCCUCUUCUUUUCAAGUCUCCUAGAGUGAGUCAUCUCCCCCCAGGAGGCUCCCAGAUGGCUGUAAAAUGCCUCCAGCAGGAAUGGCAGCUCCUAGCACAGAUUUGCACAAGUCUGAGAUCCAAAUAUUUACGUAAGUGUUUGCAAUACUUCUGAAAAUAAAACUUUGCUCACAGAAGCAUUUCUGCAAAGCAGACACUGCAGAUACUGUUGAAGUAGAUGGAUGACAUGAGGAAGUUUUCUGGGAUGCAGCUCUGGGCUUGCACCCCUCCACCAUCAGCUGGCAGGAGGUAGAACAGGAGCUCUUUGGUGUUGUUACCUUGUGAGCAAUGGCUCAUUUUAAGAGCUGAUUCUGCAUAACAGGUGAAAGUACUGCCUUCAGGGCUGCUGGCUCUGCCGCCUCAAGGUGCACAACAGGACUUCUGCCUUCCUCAUGAGGGAAUAACACUUUGCUGGCCCACACAGGAAAGAUUCUUUGCCAAAGAGUCUUUGUUUCUGAUUAUUUGCUUGCUGCAGCCCAAUUUUAAUUCUUGACAUGGGUGGCACUGUUGCAUACAGUUAAUCCUAAUUAACCCUGAAACCAAGCCUAAAGUCCCCUGUGAAACAAGAUGCACAAACUUCUGCUGCUGUGUCCUGGCUUUCAGAAAAAGCAUGUGAGUUUUUUCCAGUGUCCCAAAUUGGUAGAGCUGAGCACAUACUUAAAAUUGACCAUAUUUUUAGGUUUUCUGCUGAGUGGGAGGUUUCAAAAUAAGUCCCUUGUAUAAAAAGUUUGGGUCUUUGCCAUGUUAGCUGUUCCAUGAAUCCAGACCUGUACUUUGUAUUCCUUGCUGUAUACUGAGCAUACACUGAAUCUUACUGAACUUGCAUUCCUUCAUGAAAGGAAAUGUUGGUAUUUGUUACAGCUCCGUGUGACUUCUGUCCCUAAGGUAAGCACCUUCCAAAUCCCAUGUCUCCUGUUGCAAACACUGGUAACCAGUGUCCUGUUUUGCUUUGCUGUUGUGAUUGUUACAUUUAAGUUCUAAUUGCCAAAGAAAACUGGGAUUGCAAAUUAUGCUAAAACAAUCCAGACCAUGUUAAAAGAAAUUCAGGAUUAUACUUGAUUGUAUUUACUGCUGAGACUGAGAAAACUGGCAGGAUAAAGCUUCAAGAAAACAGAAAUAUUUAAGAAUUCUUAGGGCAUUAGAGUAGCAGUACUGUGUGAUACUCUAAGAAUAAUUUUUGUGUAAAGUUGUAGUUAAGAAAUAUUACAUGAGCAGCAAACCCCACCAGCUCAUGUGUUUGAGUUACAUCCGUUCUGAAUGAGGAAAAAGGCAGUACAUGUGUAAAACCAAGCAAUUACCAUGAGAUUUUGCUGUUUCCCAUUUUCAUAGGAUUUUUUCUAUAGUAUGUUUUUAAGAUCUUCUCAUAAAAGAGAGAGAUUUACAGCUGGUCAGCAUGUAGGUAAUUACUCUGUUCUGAAUUAUUGAAUACCUGGUACUUGUGUGCUAGAUUAUUUUGAAAAGUUAGUUUUGUCUGUUUAGGAUACCAAACCUGAGUGUUCAUUAUCAUCCUCAGGACACUCAGAUAUUUCCAUAAAUAUUUACCUCCACCAAAUUGCUCACUUUAAAAUAUCUGUUGUAUGAAAUACUGACAGAACCCUUUUUAGUUAUGCCUAUUUCCUUAGAAUCUUUUUGUUGGGAUAUCUUGGAAUAAUUUUCUAAUUGCUGUUUUCUUUUAGAAUUCUCUUCAAACAUUUUUUCUGUUUCUGGGCUAUUUGUGGCAGCUGUGCCAUGGCUGUCAAUAAAUAGACCAAACAUGCAGAAAGUGUGCCCCCCUCCUGUAGAAGUGUUGUUCUGUUAAAAGACUGUAGCUAUAGAAGAAAUUUUCUGGCUAUUUUUUUAGAGAAUUCCCAACUGCUCAUGAGUUGCAUUCACCAGCAUUCAAGACAUUGUGCCAUUCCUUAGCUACAUGCCAGAGGCAGUCACCUUCAGGUGUAUUUUCCUGUGCUACUGCAUGCUAACCUCUUUUGGGUUAUUUUUCCUGGCAAUUGGAAGUGUUUGCAGCCCAGCCUGCCCUGUGCCUGAUCUGCUCUCCCUACACCCUCCAGAGCUGCAGAGUUCCCACAUGGUCCCAGAUGUGGAGAAAUCAGCUUUGCUUUGGAGGGACCCUUCUCAUUCCUUCUGUUAGCCUGAGGGGCUGCAAUGCACACACAUAUUUUUGCAUUUCUAUGUGCUUUUUUCCCCCUCUCUCCUUGAUAGUGAUUCAGCAUUUGUCACUGUAGUCCAGAUUUCAGAAGUACAGAGUAAAUACUGGGUAGGUUACACCUAUCUCCUGGUAGGUCACCAGGAGAUAUUUAGGUUGGAGGAAGCUGGAAUUCUUUUAAAGUGUGAAUGUGCAUUUUUUCUAAUUUAAAAAAGACUUAAACCUAUUAUGCCAUUUUUUUUUACUUUGUUCUAAACUCUGAUGCAAAUGUCUGUUUGUAACAGAGGAUACCUGUGAUACAUAAUGGGUUUCAGUCAUGCUUUAUAUUAAAGUUUCAUUUAAAAUUAUUUAUACAGAGUUAAUAAAGCCCUGUUAGAGUUGAACAAUAUAUUUUCAGAAGUGGAUAUCAGUUGUAGCAUAUGGCUAACAAGCAUCUCACUCAGAUGAUUUUGUAGAUUAUCAAAAGUGACUUCAGAUUUUGGAUUUUAAAACAAUUGGUGGAACUUUUGUUCUAUAAAUUCAACGGCAAUAUUGUCCCAGCUUUCUUUAGCAAUUAGCUGCUUUGUCUUAGAUGAAAGGUAACAUGAGGAGCAUCAGUAAGAAAGGUGCUGUGCUUGCAGAGCUUUGUGCUGCUUGUGCAGGCCAGGUGGAGCGUUCAGGGUGCCUCGGGCUGGCUGAGGCGUGAGCAGUGCAGCCUGGCCCAGAGGAGCUGUCACAGCCCAGCUGUCACUGCAGGGCCCCGGGGGCUGCUCCUCGCACAGGGGCAGCUGCUGGGCGGGUGUGAAAGCACAGCACAGAGCUGACAAACACUGCCCUCCACCCCUCUGACCCAGCUGCACUGGUGCUCUGCCUCGCCAGCGGGACUGGCCUCCCUGACAGCAAGGACACUGCUUCACAAACUCUGAGUGUUACAGAAGAAAUGGUUUUGCUGGAGGCCUUUGCUCUGUUCCCCACAGGCUGCCUACCUUACUCUUCCAAGGAGACGAUGGAUGAGAAUUCUGCCUGAGGAGCAGAGAAGCCUUAGGCCUCUUUGGGCUGCCUGUGCUGUCCUCUGCAGAAUCCCAUUAGCAGUGGGGCCUUAAACCAGGUGCUUCAUUGGCAUGUAAAGCAUUGCAAACUGGCUAGGAAGGGAGUAUGGUCUUCAUAGCACUGUGAGUGUUUUGCACAGGUGAAAACAAGUAUGUUCAUAGAAACCACAGUGAUCUCAGAUAAAUGUAAGUCCAGAGAAGCAAAAUAACUGACGCUGAUUGUAGAUGGCUUUUUAGCUUCGUGUAUUUUAAGUCUCUGUCAGUGUGUUUGAAGAGUAUUUGUUUUAGGAAUGGCAGCUCAUGCAGAGGAUCACCAAACUAUAGCAUAGAAAUGAAAUUAUUUCAGUAACAGACACUAAUACCUAUUUUAAUUUGCACAUGGAUUUCCAGUGUAUAUGACUAAAAUAUUAUAUUGUUAAAAAUGAGAGGAAAACAACACUGAAGUGUUUGUAAGUAUGUUCUAUUUCUAGACUUAAGGCUGUAUUAUGUUGGAAUUUUACAAGCCAAGUUUAAAUUGUAAUAUAGAAAUUAUUUUUAUAUUAUUUUCAAAAUACGCUACAGAGCAAUAUUUUGCGCCUUUAUUAUAAACAGGGUCAUCAUUUUAGUAGGUUACUUUCAGAAAUGCUGGUAGAAAUUAACCAUGAAAAGAAAGCUUUGUAAAUGUACUUGUUUCUAACUGCUCUGUCUGUUGUGCACAUCUGUAUCUAAUGUGAGUUGAAUAUACAAUUUUUUUUUUAAUUGAAAAGCUUUACAUUUUUCUUUAUAUAUUUUGGUACAACACUGUUCCUCUCUAUUUAAUUCUCUUCCAGUCCUAACCAAUAGCCACUUUUAUAAGCAGCUUCUGAAUAAACAUGCAUCUGGAAAAUUUCCUUACCAAAUGAAACAUUUCUGCACAGAUAUUGAUUGAUGUGGGACAUUCAUAAUACACCCUGAACCCACUGGAGUAGGAUUCAUUUGCUUUUUUUUAAAAAGAGAAUCAGCUAUUUAUUAUUCCUUCAGAAUGAAAAUCAAGAAUUCAUGCAACCAUUUAGCAUCUGGAGUAAAAAAAUUACUCUAGAUCAUAGAAAUGUCAUCCCUAAUUGGCAGAUACAUCCCCUUAAUAUGUAUCAAAUAUGCAUUAGCUUCUUGCAGAUGAAGUGUUCAGAUUUUAUUUCUUCAUAGUUCUUUGUACUGUACAUAUCAAUUACUGAUGAACUGUGCAAAGAAAAAGACUUUACAAAUUAAUGCAUAUGUUACAUUAGAAGACUGUGUAGUUUUUAAAAUUCCCUGACUUUUGUGGUUUAGUUUGUUGGGAUUUGUUUAAGAAUUACUAUUGAGGUAUUUACUGCAACCAGAAUUUUCAAACUGGGUACAUAAUGAUUGUGCAUCUGGGUUUCUCCUGAUCAAUAGACUGGUGUUAAGGUGUACUGAGCAUCAGUUUGUGUGGGAAGAAAAGCUCCCUCUUGGUUUCAGAAAAUCAAUUGAGUGUUACUCCAACACAUAUUCAGGUCUUUUCCUUAUUAGCACUCUACACUUCUUUUCAGUCAAUGGAAUUUACAUUUUAUCUUUAGCGAUCUUCCAUGUGGGAACAAAUAAUUGGGCUUAUUCAUAAAGUGAUUGUUUGGGUUUGGAGAGACUUGCCGUGUACCAAAACACCACAUAAUUGUUUAACUGUUUAAUGGGGCUCUUGUAUCCCACUGCCAGGUGGGGAAAUGAGACCUGGUUUUCUCCUUGGGUAUCUGAUCCUGUUAUUGUCUGGUUGGGUUAUUCCUCUCAAGUGAAUACGCUGUUCUGAUUGCUGUUUUCUGAUGGUUUAUCUCCCAUUACCUGAAUGCCUGUACUGUACCAAGAGAAUUGAAAUGGCUGAUGCACAUUUGCACUGUGGAACAGCCAUGUGGGUUAAAGCCACCGUGUUCCAAACAGCCUUAAAAUUACGACUCUCUGGGGACUGAGAGUCACUUAACUGGAUGCAGCCUCUGUCCCACUUCCUCAUUUCACCAUGACUGUAAAACCUUCCAGCCUGCUGUAGUCUGUGUGUCUCUAGACAUAUUCAUCUGAAUACCCUGUAAUCUUAACAGAACAUUUUGUUUAAAAAGUAGUGAUUCUUUGAGUGUUAGUGUGUCAGGAAACCUUAGUCAAAAGAGGAGAUGGAGUAAAACCAGAGAAAUUAUUGUAGCUAGUGGAGGAACCAGGGCGCCAAAAUACUAAAGAGGGGGAAAAUAGUUAAGAUAUAUCAAAGUCUAUUUCCUGUCAACAUUGUAUGUUUUGUAGAUCUUCCUGUAUUGUGGGAAAAUAGAGAAAUGUUUUUGCCAUUCAUCUCUGCAUCUAAUGGAGCCUCUUACUUUGUUGCAGAUGUCUGCUAUUGGGGAAGAAGGGAGAAAAGCAAGUUCUCUUCACUUCUUAAAGCAAAUUCUAGUGGCAGAAUCAUCUGAGAUUGCAAAAAUAUGAUCCAAUGUUGGAACUAAACAGUGCCUAACUCCCAUGUGCAUUCUGUACUUAAUUUCCAUUUUGCCCCUUUCAAACACCCUUUCUUUAAAAAAAGAAGGAGGGGGAAGCUAACAGACUAAGCUUGUAUGUUAAUGAUCCAGUUCUUCCUUUUUUCACACGUGGAAUCUAUAAAAACAUGAAAAGAGUUACACUAGAGUUGCACUUCCCCUGCUGAGAGGUAAAAGCCACCUUUGUAGGUAAAUUCCAUGAAAUUGCUUUGCCACAGAGUCAGAUGGAACCUUUGCCUGAUGAAGGCUGACAGCACGUCAGGAGCCUGAGAGCCGUGGCUGCCAUAGCUCUCAGGUCUUGGUCAUUCUUGCCUUCAGCUCUGGCCUGUGGUGUCUGAACAGUGUCUUUGUAGUGAAGAUGAAGUGGAACACUGCCUUGCUGCCGUUUGCUUCCAGGCUUGAGUAACAAAAAGUCUUUUCCCCAUGCUUUUGGUUAAAAUGUGCAGGAGUUGCAGCAGCAGAAUGUGGCAUCUCAGGCUUGGAGAACACCCCACAUCUCCUCUAAAUGGGCUUUGCAAUCAGGUAUGAAUUGAAACACAGCCAUGUGGGCGUCACAGAAACGCUCUCAUCUCUCAGCUUUGAAAACUGUGUGCACUUUUAAACUGACAAAAAUUAAGCAAUGGUUUUAUUGUUUAUUUGUUCAAGAUUCUAAGUACUGUAAAUACAGUCUUUGUAUGAUGCACAGUGUGUGUACAGUACAGAAAUGCUUUUCCCUCUGAGCCGCUGGAGAACUUUGCAUGCACACGGUGCCCAGCUCUGCCCACUCACCAUAACCAAGGGGAACAAACAGGAUUUAGGCCUAGACUAAAUAAUGGAUGAAAUUAGCUCCAUAGACCUAAACAGCUGUGAGUUCCCAGCCAUGGUGCUCUAGGCCAGCUUUGACAGCUUUGUACAAAACUCCAUCCCAGUGACUGAGAUUAGGUUUGCUCUUUCCUGGGGAGGAGCGGUUACUUCUGUGUCUUUUCCAAGCCCAUUGCUCUUUGCUCUUAGUCUUUAACUCCUGUGUUUGUAAUGUGCCAGGCUUAGCAUGAUUCAGCUAGGAAGCAGUUUUUAAAAUCUCCAUAGAGCUCUUGUUUUCUUUUUGGAAUCCAUCUCCAGUUUUACUUUGCAUUCAAUUUUAAGACAUAAAAUAUUGUUAUGAACUUUUCAUAAUGCCUUGAAUUUGUCUCUUGUGGGGCUGACAGACUUUGUUCUCCUUGGGAGGCCUUGUUCUUCCUCACUGAUUCUUCUGACUAACACUUUUGUAUGGAAAAAGUUGAAUGAACCAUUGAAAGUAUCACUGCUGUUUACAUGUACUUCUGCCAUUUGGUACACUUUGUGUUCUUAAAACCCAAUGCCUCAGACAUGGGCAAAGCUUGAAGGACAGUCUGAAGUAUUAGAUACAAAAGGUAUACGUAGUUAAUUCAUCAGAACUCUGCUGUUGUAUAAUAUGCCCUCCCCCCCAGUUGUUUGUACAUCUUUUUUCCUAUUGCUAGCUUUUUUUAAAAUCUUCUAUUUUCUUAGACAAAUUCUAAAGCUCUUUGUCCCUAAAGCCUGUGAUAGAUUUUCCAAUAAAGAAAAUUUGGCUUUUGCAGUUCAGGUUGCAUAUAGAGUGGCUUGUCUCCCAAACAAGAAUUAAAGUAACAGAUGUUGCACCCUUGGCUUGAAUAAGUAUAUUUACUCAUUAACUGAGAGUCUCUGUUCAAUUAUAACCAAAGCUAAUUAUGUAAAGUUUAAAGUGUCAGGAAUGGUAAUGUGACUCUAUCUAAUAACUGGCCAACUCAGCAUUUUUAACCCAUUGAAACGUACAAUAAAUGAAUUUGUACUUGAAGUCUAUUUCAAAGAAGGUAGUUGGCUCUCACUGGGGCUUAAGAAAAUGUUAAUAAGGAAUAAAGUAAGUCUCAUUGGUUUUGGUUGGCUGAGAAUUCAACUUCUUCGUAGUCUUACCACUCUUCUCAUCUUUCAGAGUCUGAGUUUCUUGUUGCCUUCUCUAAGUUUAUACUCUUUUAGCAAAUACUGACUUAGGCUUUCAAUAAACUAUGUAAUAGAAAUUACAGAAAUUUAUUUAUAGCUGAAAUUACUCUUCAGGUUUUCCGUUUGAUCAUUUUCAUGCAAAAAGGAAUGACUUUCUCUUUUCCCAUUUCCCCUCCCUAUUUAUAAUUUCAAAACACAAUUGGUUGCAGUCACCUUUCUCUGCAAAAGAAACCAGUUUUUAAGCUGACUGCCAUAUUGUUUGAAUCCAUUGUUCAAAAGAAACAGAAGCAUUAAUUAACAUUCAAGAAUAAGGAAUAUUUCUUGUUGUGAAAAAUGUGAGUUCUUGAGAACCUUUUUUACAUGCAGUUUUCAUUCAAGUUAAAUGUCAUUUUUAAUCUGAUCCAUACUUUGACAAAGAUGAUGUGUAAGAGCUGUUUUUAGCAGUUGGAUUGUUACUUUGUAAAGUAUUAAAGCACUAAACCAAUUUUUGCAAUAGGUAGUAAAACUUGCUUUUGUUUUGAAAAACUUCCAGUUAUAACUGUUGCACUUUUUAUAGCAGAACUGUAUUUAAUUUCUUUCUUUUAUGAAAGAUUACUCAAAGUAACUGAUAGCUCUGUAAUCUGUGUGAAUUGGCUUCUCCAUUAUUUGAAUCUGAGAGAAGCUACAAUGCCUAUUCAAUAAAAUUAACUUAUUUCUAAAG
Messenger RNA from Passer domesticus (house sparrow), 17221 nucleotides. RefSeq names its product OTU deubiquitinase 7A (gene OTUD7A). Gene Ontology annotation, molecular function: zinc ion binding; K63-linked polyubiquitin modification-dependent protein binding; cysteine-type deubiquitinase activity. The record is from RefSeq and is a predicted model, not a curated record. Lineage: Eukaryota; Metazoa; Chordata; Aves; Passeriformes; Passeridae. The transcript has 13 exons. Bases 5111 to 7852 code for a protein of 913 amino acids. Gene Ontology annotation, biological process: protein K63-linked deubiquitination; protein K48-linked deubiquitination; protein deubiquitination involved in ubiquitin-dependent protein catabolic process. Gene Ontology annotation, cellular component: nucleus; cytoplasm.